AUGGCUCCUACUCCUCUCGUCCCAAGCCCUGGUGCUGGCCUCAGCGCCGGCAUACGAGAGGACGAUUGCAACAUGAGAAACACGAUAAUUAUAGCGGCUGCAUGCGUUGUCUACACUAUUGCGGCGGUUGUAUUCUACGCCUUCCUCAACAGGUGUCGUUUUCUUCCCAAGUGGUACGAGAACUCAGCUAGAAGACUGCAUAACAAGAUCUUGCUGCUCUUGUGGCUUCCUGCCAUCUUAAUCUUCUGGCCCAUCGCUUUAGCCCUAGCUAUCUCUUCCAAAUGCGGCUUCGACAUCGUCGACAAGUUGACCAACCUCUUGCGACGGGUCAAGAGGACUGGCAACGCCAUGGGUCGCCACAUCAGCGGAGAGCGAAGGGAAGGAAUGGAGCUUGAAAGAUGGGAAGAGAUCGAACUCGAAGAGGGAAACUCUGACGUUAUCCGAAAGAACACCACCAUGGGAAACUUCAUUAACCCUUUCGACGAUAGAGGUCGCCUAAGUACCAGAAGUUCAAGCGGGUCCAGUAGCAGCGACCAGUCGCCCACAGAUCGUCGGGCCUCCCCUUCGGCCACGGAGACCACCCCUAUUAGGUGGUAUGAGAGGCUUCCUUCACCUACAGAAAUGGCAAGAGCUCUCGAUCAGGCGGUCUCUAGCAGUCACGGCCGUCCUUCGUCAGCGGAACGCUCCAGGAGCGAAAGUCCUUACUCCGACGACGGUAAUGCUCGGCAACCAACGGCAAUUCCGGUUGAGAGCGUGAAUACAGCGGUAUCGGAUCCGGGCAGAAAGUCAAAGAUGAAGCGAAAGUUGCAGACUAUUCCCGAGCAGACUGAUGAAGUCAAAGAGUGGGAGACAAUGAUCAUCUGA
Molecule: messenger RNA, 864 nt
Organism: Colletotrichum phormii
Lineage: Eukaryota; Fungi; Ascomycota; Sordariomycetes; Glomerellales; Glomerellaceae
Exons: 1
Coding region: 1-864 (287 amino acids)
Source: RefSeq, a predicted model, not a curated record